AUGUUAGAUUUUUCAGAUGACUCCUACUCUUUUUAAAUUUAACCAGUUAAUUAAAGAAAAAAGAAUAUUAAACUAUUAGUAAAAUUGAUGAAACAUCACAAAAUUGCUAAAUUAAAUCAAUCUAUUACACUAGAUAGAAAUUUAGAUUAACUCUAUGAAAAUUAUAGGAAUGUUAAUGCAGAAGCUGAAGAAAUUAUAGAAGUAUAAUAAAUUUUAAGUGCUGUCUAUAAUAAAGGUCAUAUAAGCAGGUAAAUACCAAGAAUAAGGAAAUUUAAGUUUAUUCAAAAAGUGAAUCAUGAGAAAUAAAGAUUAGAAGAAAGUAUUGAAGAAAGUGAAGAUGAUGAAGUAGAAGUGGAUAAAAAAAUAAAAAAUGAAAUAAAAUAGAAAUUACUUUAUUUGAUAAUUAAUAAAGUACCAUUACCUUUUAUUUUAAAUUUUAUAGAAUUCUAAUAAAAAAGAGAAUAAUUAGUAAAAUUAAAAAUAAGAUGUGAAGAUUCAUUAUUAGAUUCUUUAAAUUUUACUUUAAUAAAAGAUCAUAGAAAUGAAGAAGAAUUAAAUUAAAAUCUUAAAUGCAUAGAAAUUAUUAAAAUGAAAGAACUUUUAUUAAUGAGUUUAGAAUAAUUAGAAAAAAGUAAAGAGAAUAUUCUAACUGAAUUAAAUGAAAUGUUUCUUGAUUUAAAAUCAUGUAAAACUUAAUUAAUGAAAAAACUAGAAUUUUUUUAACAAAAUGAUGAUAGUUUAGAUCCUUAAAUAAAUAAAUUAUUAGGAAUAAUUAAAAAUCUUAUAAAUUUCUGUAAAUCAAAAUCUUCUUUAAAUGGUUAAUUUGAUAAAUCAGUAUUAAUGCCUAGAAAAAAUGGAUUAAGAUGGUUAUAAAAGAUAAUUAUGUUAAAUUGUUGGGUUUCAUAAAUAUCUUUUCCAGAAAUAUUGAUAUAUAUAUAAAUGAAAGGAGAUUUAGAUAAGAAUAAAUCUAAUCCAAAAAGAUAAUGUGUAAUAUAACUAUCAAAAAAGCUUGAUUUUCUUAGAAAAAUAUAUAAUAUUCCAGAAGUUAGAAAGAAAUGUUGGGAUUAAAAGGUAGUUUUGAUGGAUUAAACUAAAAGAACUCCAAGUUAUAUACUUUAAGAAUAUAACCUACAUUUACAUCAAUUACAUAAAAGCUUAUUUUAUGAUAAAUUAUAUUUAGAUAAUAUGCAGGAUUAUGUUUUAGAAUCACAAUUACGAAUGUUAGUCUAAAGAUUUUAAUAAUAAAAAUACUAAAUUUUUGAAUCAUAUCAAGAUUUGAGAUGCCAAAUCAAUAUGAUCCCAAUUAAUAUACUUUAUAAAGAUUAUUUGGAAUGGUAUAAAUAUGACAUUGAAUAAUUAUCUAGAUUAGAUUAUAUAAAGCAUGCUAAAGAUGUGAUUGUAGUUUGUCUUAUUAAACAUUUGG
Messenger RNA from Paramecium sonneborni, 1423 nucleotides. NCBI's taxonomy places the organism in Eukaryota, Ciliophora, Oligohymenophorea, Peniculida, Parameciidae. The record is from the annotation of a GenBank genome assembly.